UGUCCAUGCUCUCUUCACACUUUCUCACAUUUCACUCUUUCAAAUCUCUCUCACACACUCUACUUCAUUACUUUGUCCUCUCCUUUUUCUUUCUAUUUCAAGUUUUCUCUCUUAAUUUCUCAUAUAACUUCUUUUUUCAAUGCCACAAUGUUGUUGAAACACUCUCAUGCCAUUACCUUCAACUUCAAGUCACUACCAUUGUGUGGAAAAUCAUAAGAGAUAUCAAAAUAUGGAUGUUGGUUUUGGUUUUGGUUUUAGUUAUAAAAGGUUGUUUCUUGGAGCAUUGUUAUCUUUAGGCAUCAUGUGGUUUAUUUUCCUUGCAAUUUCAUCAAUGAAUCUUCAAACAAAAAGAACAAUUCAUGUUCCAAAUCCAAUGAAUGUGAAUGUUAUCUCCAAGCAAUUAAAGUUGGUUGGCAUGCAAAGACAUGUCUUGCAUUCAGAUUCUAGACUUGUCUUUGUUAGCAAGAGAAGAGUACCUAAUGGACCUGAUCCAAUACAUAACAGGAGAGCAAGGAAAUAUAGACAACCACCUAAUCAAGCAUGAACUUUGUGAAGUUCCACAACUAGUUUGAGCAAAAAUCAUAGAAGAAAUCAUUAUUUUUGUGUGUGGAAGAAUUUAGUGUGUUCUAUAAGAUAUUGUUGUUACAUAGUAUUGAAGUGUUUUUAAGGCUAAAGUGUGAUCUUAAUGCCCUCUCUUUUUUGUUCUUUGUUUUUCUUCACUUGGAAUGUACCUUUUUUGUUGUUGUAAAAUGUAAAUCAAGUUGUUAGGUAAUGAAUUAAC
Messenger RNA from Trifolium pratense (red clover), 781 nucleotides. RefSeq names its product CLAVATA3/ESR (CLE)-related protein 25. The record is from RefSeq and is a predicted model, not a curated record. Bases 167 to 544 code for a protein of 125 amino acids. The transcript is spliced from 2 exons. NCBI's taxonomy places the organism in Eukaryota, Viridiplantae, Streptophyta, Magnoliopsida, Fabales, Fabaceae.